This is a messenger RNA of Dunckerocampus dactyliophorus (ringed pipefish), 2832 nucleotides long. It is a transcript of the gene mpped2a, whose product is annotated as metallophosphoesterase domain containing 2a. Bases 484 to 1353 code for a protein of 289 amino acids. Gene Ontology annotation, molecular function: hydrolase activity. The transcript has 8 exons. Lineage: Eukaryota; Metazoa; Chordata; Actinopteri; Syngnathiformes; Syngnathidae. The record is from RefSeq and is a predicted model, not a curated record.
CCGCCGGAGAGGGCGCGCGCACGGGAGGUGGCUGGGGGUUGUGCUCGCUUGUGCUCUCUCUGCUCUCUGACCCCAGUGGCAACUCCCAUUCACUGCACUCAGGCUCCUUCUGUAGGAGGCUGCUCCCUCUAGCUUUCUCUCCCCUCCCGCUUGUCUGUCAGUGUCUCUCGUCCGCCUCCUUGCUGUCUUGUCUGGUUUCUUUGCACAGAAGCCAGCCGAGGUCCCAUCGGGUCGAAGCCGCAUGGACCCUCGUCUCCCCGCCGCGUAGAGAGCGACCCCGACCUGGCUCUCUUCCUCCGGCGUGACACAAAAAUCGCAAGACGAAGACUGCAGUGUGCUGGGUUCUUCAGCCUGAUCUGUGCUGUUGCUGCUUCUGUGGGCGACUGCCCGGGCUUUUCUAAGCCGGUCUGAAGGAUGUCCGCUGUACGGAUCGCUGCUGAAUUCCGGUGAACGAACGGCGUCUCAUGUCCAAACGGCGGGAGGAUGGCUCAUGGCAAAGUGACCAUCACGGUGGAUGAGUACAGCUCCAACCCGACACAGGCCUUCACACAUUACAACAUCAACCAGAGCCGCUUCCAACCUCCACACGUCCACAUGGUGGAUCCAAUUCCCUACGACACUCCCAAGCCGGCCGGCCACACCAGAUUCGUGUGCGUAUCGGACACACACUCGCGGACAGACGGCAUCCAGAUGCCCUACGGCGAUGUGCUGCUGCACAUGGGGGACUUCACUGAGCUGGGCCUGCCCUCUGAGGUUAAGAAGUUCAACGAUUGGCUAGGUGGUCUCCCUUAUGAGUUCAAGGUGGUAAUUGCCGGAAACCACGAGCUGACCUUUGAUAAGGACUUUAUGGCUGAGCUGGUCAAGCAGGAUUACUACCGUUUCCCCUCAGUCUCCAAACUCAAGCCAGAGGACUUUGAUAAUGUCCAGUCGCUCCUCACAAACUGUGUCUAUCUGCAAGACUCGGACGUCACCAUAAAGGGAUUCCGGAUAUACGGCGCACCAUGGACUCCGUGGUUUAACGGCUGGGGUUUCAAUCUGCCUCGGGGUCAGUCUCUGCUGGAUAAAUGGAACCUCGUCCCAGAGGGCAUCGACAUCUUGAUGACCCACGGUCCUCCGCUGGGUUUCAGAGACUGGGUUCCUAAAGAGCUGCAGAGGGUUGGUUGCGUGGAGCUGCUCAAUACAGUGCAGAAGAGGGUACGACCCAAACUCCAUGCAUUCGGAGGCAUACAUGAAGGCUAUGGCAUCAUGACAGACGGUUACACAACGUUCAUCAAUGCGUCCACUUGCACCGUCAGCUUCCAGCCCACCAAUCCCCCCAUUGUGUUCGACCUGCCCAACCCCUCCAGCUCCUGAGACCAAAGGAAAUGCAGGAGGGGGUGUGGGUGUGAGUAUUUGGGAUUAAGUACGUUUUUUUUACUACAAAUAUGUCAAUUUAAAAAAAGAAAAAGAGGAUGUUUCCUUGUUGGCCUCUCCAAUGUAUUGAGAAUAUUUGGAGAAGUGAUGGGAUGGACUGGGGGAGAUGUAUACAUGUCUUUGUGGAUGAAAGGAGAAUAUCGGUGAGGGUUUGUUUUUUUUAACUGUUGGUCUAACACAAUCAUGUUUUGCAGAUUUGAUUUUUUCCUGUCUGGACAUUUCUGCAAAAUUCACUUUUCAUGUCAAAGCUGCGGCUUGUCGCUUUAAUCACUCAACACAGGGAGGGGGAUACAGUAUUUGUACACGGUAACACACACACAUGAUGUCUUUUUAGAAGUAAAAACAAAGUUAUGCAGACAACAGAAUCUUGGAAAAAUAUUUGGUGAAGUGGAUGUACAGUAUGCCGCCCUGCAAAUGAACUAUGGAGGGGCGGACACCGGUAUUCUCCUUUUUUACGUGGCGGGGGGGUGGGGGGGUUGUGAUUAAACAAUCUUGCUCUUGAUAAAUAAUGGUCAGAUCUGUAAGAUAAACAAUGCUUUGUGAAUUUGUACAAUUUCUUUCUGUUUGGUAUUUGUUUGACCAGACAAUGGACGCCAUCUAUGUUGUUCAUCGUUUAUUUGGUGUUAGGUCCAUUUGAUUUUUGUUAGUUUUUCUCAUUUCUGUUAUUGGCUGACAGGGACGCUGCCUUAAACUAGCUUUAAUGUUGUCAGCUCGAGCCCCGCUCUCUGCGAGUUCAGAGAAAAAGUCCUUAUUUAUUGUCCGUCAUCCCCGCAAAACACCUGACUGACGCAGGGAGUGAAAGCUAUUGAAUUCCAGCCCAAACAUUUACUUUGUAUUCCAUCCCAUUUAAUGACUCCUGAUCUAAUUUGGAAAGUGUAUGUAUAAAAAAUAUAUAUAUUAUAUAUUCAUGUUGUAAAACUUCUGUACUUAAACUUGUGUUUGAUGACAAAAAGGGUGUAUUUUUCUUUCUCUAUGCGCCCGUAUGAUUGAUCUUACUUGUUCUCCAAAAAAUGUCCCUUUUUUUUUGUAUGGACUCUCCCAUUAGGGUACAUUUUGGAUGAGAGCGGAACAUGAAACAUUUCAGUCACAAUCCAUCAGGCGCCGUUUAUUCCCAACAACACGCCUGCCUAAACAUGCUCAAGUGUAAAUCGGAUAGUUUUUGUGUUUUAUUGCUUUUCUUUUCUUAUUUCUAAUUUUGCACUGUGUGUAAACGCAAUCUUGCUAGCACAAAAAAAUGUUGCCAAUAGUAGUUUGGACUUUGCUGCUGUAAAUGCUCUUUUCGUGCUCUCUUCCUCUCUCGCUCUUUUUCUCUGAUUGUAUCCCUCCUUCAUGGAAAUGUUAGUUCUCUCUUUUCAGUUCAUUGUGAUAUAUUUAGCUGCCUUUAUAUGCAAAUAAAAUUGCAAGAUUUUUACUUAUGAA